Phaedon cochleariae (mustard beetle) is the source of this 1937-nucleotide messenger RNA. The record is from the annotation of a GenBank genome assembly. NCBI's taxonomy places the organism in Eukaryota, Metazoa, Arthropoda, Insecta, Coleoptera, Chrysomelidae.
UGAAAAUCAAAACAUAACCUAACAUAACCUGCUAGUACUAACCGUGAAGAAAAAGGAUUUGAUUUUUGUUGUAUUUGUUGUAUUUGUUCCCAAGAUCCCAAAUUAUGAGAACGUUUUGAGUAGGUAGUGAAACCUGUAAACCCAUUUAUUGAGACCUUGGUAUAUUGAGUGUAUUUCCAAAUUGCAAAACGUAGGCGAUAAAAACUUAGCUGCUCAGCAUGAGUGUGAACAGAGAAAAUGUACUGUCUUACAAAGGCAGUAACUUUUUUCGACAAAGAUUGGUGCUAUCAGUAUUGAGCGGAAAACCUAUAUUCAUAUCUGACAUACGAAUUCUAGAAGAUGAACCAGGUUUGAGAGAAUUUGAAGUCAGUUUAAUAAGACUCCUUGAUAAAAUUACAAAUGGAACAACAGUUGAAUUGAACGAAACUGGAACGUCAGUAUACUUCUUGCCUGGUUUACUUUAUGGUGGUGAGGUAGAUCAUGAUUGUUCCUUGGAAAGAGGUGUUGGAUAUUAUCUUGAAGCUUUGGUUAUGUUGGGUUUAUUUUGCAAACAACCACUCAAGGCAACUCUAAAAGGAGUAACUUCUAACAAUAUUGAUCCUUCAGUUGAUCUUGUAAAAACUAGCAUGUUGCAGACUAUGAGAAAGUUCAUAUUAGAUGAUGAAGGCCUGGAUCUCAAAAUAUCCAAGAGAGGAUUGAGGCCCCUAGGUGGAGGUGAAGUAAUUUUCAAAUGUCCAAUUCGAAAGCAAACAAGGCCUGUACAAUUAUCAGACUUUGGAAUGGUUAAACGAAUCAGAGGGACAGCUUAUGCUCUGAGAGUAUCACCUGCUAUAGCAAACAGAAUGGUUGAUAAGGCAAAGGGGGUCCUACUGCAGUUUAUUCCAGAUGUUUAUAUCAAUACUGAUCAAUGUAGAGGUAAACAAUCUGGCAAAAGUCCAGGAUUUGGAAUUCAUCUGGUAGCAGAAACUACAAUGGAUGUCUGCUAUUCAUCAGAACAAGUAUCAAAUGUAGUAUCAAUUGGAGAGGAAACAUCAGUACCUGAAGACUUAGGUGCUGCUGCAGCUCAAAGGUUACUCUAUGAAAUUUACUUAGGUGGUGUCAUUGACUCAACUUCUCAAUCUGUGGCAAUAUUAUGUAUGGCACUAGGAGAUAAAGAUGUUUCGAAAGUAGUAAUGGGACCAUUAUCUGAUUAUUCUAUUUGGUUUUUGAGACACUUGAGAGAGUUUUUCGGUAUUACAUUCAAAAUACAGCAUCUUGAAGAUGAAGAAGAAAAUACUGGCAGGGGGUGUAAGAAAAUUUUAUUAACUUGUGUUGGAAUUGGUUAUACUAACUUAAGUAAAAGGACAAUAUGAUUUUGAAUUGAAGUAAUUCCUCUUGUUUCCCAUAUUUUUUCUCCUGUUCACUUCCUCAAGUUCUAUAUCAUUACUUAAUAAGUCUAGUAGGUAACCUCUAUAAAAAUAUCCGGUAACCUACUCAAAGCCGGCCCGAACCAUAAACCACAUAGGUACUUUAUGUAAUGAAAGGGGUUCUUUGAACUAAAAGUGCUAGCUAGCUAACUGAUAUUGACUGGUAGUCAAAGUCAUUGCUAUAAGGCACCUACAGUAGAAAAAAAACCUUUCAGGUAUAACCUCUGGGGUGUUUACAUAUACUAUCAAAAAGUCAUAAAAUCAACAAAAAUAAAGAUGUUACCAAAGUAGCAAACUUAUGAAAGGGCAUUUUGAUAAAUAGUAGUAAUAAAGCACUGCUGUUCAUUUCAUCCUAUGAUCUAUAUACCAUGCAUUCACGUCUCGUCUAGACCUCACAUAGGACAUAUUAUGUCAAGGUCAAAUGCCUUUGGAUUAAUUGUAAUUAGAUUCAAAUUCAGUCUGUUUUUAUCACAUGGAAAUUCAAAUUUUCUAAUGGCAAAAAAAUACAAAUUAUAUAAAUUUCAAGUUUAC